AUGCCGACAAUUUACGAAUUACAUCAUUAUGCAAUAGUUUCAAUGCUACUGUUGCUAAAACUUGGAGAUAAUUUGCAAUUUCGAUUUUUGAUGCAAAAUUUAAAGUUGAACCAAUAUACGUUUCAAGUAAUCUCACGACAACAACGAUCAAUAUAUCAGCAUGAAUGUGAUUUGUUUCAAUACAAUAUGAAUCAUUGUUACCGCUUAUUUGAACUUUCAUAA
Brugia pahangi is the source of this 222-nucleotide messenger RNA. The record is from the annotation of a GenBank genome assembly. NCBI's taxonomy places the organism in Eukaryota, Metazoa, Nematoda, Chromadorea, Rhabditida, Onchocercidae.